UACAGUAGCAGCAGCAGCAGCAGAGCAGAGCGUGUGUCUCUGGCACAGACGGCCAAGUCGCAGCUCGGCCCCGCAGAUCGUCAGAAAGAAGCUCCUUCGAUAGCUGCCCGCGACCGCCUUCUCGAACAUUGCCCGUUUCUGCGCCCUGCCCUGCACCACCGCCCUCUGCCUCCGCCUGCGCUCUCGUCCACCGCCCUGCUGCGCUGCACACCUGGUCACCUUCAUUGUAAGCUUUCCAUAUCGCUCCCCGCGCUCUCCAUUGGCGGCCGCUCCUCCGACGUGCCUGAGCGCGGAACAGUCGCACAAGACCGGCGAUCCCUCUCCAUCCUAGCUCCUUGUACGUCACAAUAGUGGGCUCGUUUGACAUCUCGCCCUGCAGCCUCAACUCCAUCACGCGCGUCACACCAGCACAGCAAGCAGCAAGCUCCCCGUCAGCGGAGCCAGCAGAGCCUAGCCAGGGAGCUCGGAAGGACCACGGUGCGCCGCCGCCGCCGCUGAAAAAGAGCCUCCAUUCCCCGCCCCUCGCGCGUGCCUGGAGGAAUGUCGCUCCCCAGCGACUAUACCAACGAAAUCGGCGCCCUGAACCGCGAAGUCCUCAAGCACCAGCCCAAGGACAUCCUCCAGUUCUGCGCCAACUUCUUCCAGCGCCGCCUGGAGUCACAGCGCGCCGAGUUCCUGCUGUCGCACCGACAUUCCAGCCAGCCGGGAAUGGCGGAGAGCACCUUCCCUGGCUCCAAUCCGUUCACGUCGACUGCCCCCAACCAGCUGGCGGGAACAGGCGGCGGCAUGCAUUCGCUCGCCGAAGAAGAGGAGCACGACGACUUCGCCUCGCCCACCGCCUCCUCCUUCCCUCCCCACGUCCGCGAAGUCUCUCCCACCGACCCUAGCAGUGUCCCCAACAGCGCUGCCGGAGGCACAUUUGGCAACUUUGGCGGCUUUGGAGCCCCUCGCAGCAGCAAUCAAGCCCCUCCCGCGCCCUCUGACAACAUGUCACAAUCCGCCUUUCCCAACAACUACAACAUGAACCGUCGCACCUCGGUGUCGGCCGAGUCGCUCGCCCCCGGAGCAGCAGACGACAGCAAUUGGAAGGCUCCGAGCUAUCCAAAGACAGCCGAGCAGCUGGCGCGUCUUCGCGAAGCUGUGUCGCACAAUUUCCUGUUCAAGAAUCUCGAUGAAGAUCAGGCUUCGCAGGUGCUAAACGCUCUUCAAGAGAAGCGUGUUCCCGCCAAGGAUGUCAGAGUCAUCACACAGGGCGAGUCGGGUGACUAUUUCUACGUUGUGGAAUCCGGCAGAUUUGACAUCUACAUCUCGCAUUCUGGCAAGGCAGAGCAAGGCCAGGCGGGUCUCGGCGACAAGGUCGCAAGCAAUGGCCCAGGCACCUCGUUUGGUGAACUGGCGCUGAUGUACAACGCUCCACGUGCAGCCACUGUCGUGAGCACUGAGCCAAGCGUGUUGUGGCAGCUGGAUCGUCUUACCUUCCGCAAGAUUCUGAUGGACUCCGCCUUCCAGCGCCGUCGCAUGUACGAGUCGUUCUUGGAAGGCGUGCCGCUUCUGUCCUCUCUCACACCAUAUGAGCGAAGCAAGAUUGCCGAUGCUUUGGACACCGUGAAGCACCCUGCUGGCAGCACCAUCAUUCAAGAGGGCGAUGUUGGCGACAAAUUCUACAUUUUGGAAGCAGGCGAGGCAGUUGCCGUGAAACGUGGUCGCGAGCAGCAACCCUUGAAGAGAUACAAGCCAGGAGACUAUUUUGGCGAGCUGGCGUUGUUGGACGACAAGCCGCGUGCUGCGAGUGUGGUGAGCACAUCCGAGGUCAAGGUCGCUGCGCUUGAUAAGGACGGCUUUCAAAGACUGCUGGGACCUGUGGAGGCCAUCAUGCGUCGCGAUGAUCCGCGCAACCAAGGUGUGGACCCCCUGCGAUGAAUCAAAAUACCAUUUUAGAGAAGGAAUUCGAAAGCCACGAAUAUCGCAGCAGCCACAAGAGUGGUCCAAGGAAUCUCGAGAGUCGCAAUGUCUUCAUAAGCGUACCUCAAAAGUGCCUUUCAUGGCUGGCUGGUAAAAAUGAAGUUGCUGCAUCGUAAGCUUUUUGGAAUCAGAUGCAGACAGUAUUGGCUUAGGGGUGACGUGUGGCGUCGGGCGAAUCUUGGUGCUACUGGUCUUCUUUUGUGACAUAACCCCAAGUGAUGGACGGUAGGAGGGAGGGUAUGCAAGGGAGCCCCUCGAUCUACUCAUGAGCAAUCCAUAGAAACGAAUAUCAUUAUGCGACUGAAGCUUUGAAACAUCAUCUUCAUUUGAGGGUGACGUGCACAUCUGGCAGGGAACAUAUCAUCAGCUCCAGCUCACCCCAAGAUCUGGUGGAAAAUCUUGACUGUCGAACAGCUACAACACUCGUCAUUUUGCGUGGUGGUAAUGAUGGGUCUAUGCAAGUAUGGGCCUGUGCGAUAAUGCCUGCUUGGAUCGAUGCGCAUAUGGCUAGUCUGGUCUGGUUUUCUGCACA
This is a messenger RNA of Cercospora beticola, 2494 nucleotides long. It is a transcript of the gene BCY1, whose product is annotated as cAMP-dependent protein kinase regulatory subunit BCY1. Gene Ontology annotation, molecular function: protein kinase A catalytic subunit binding; cAMP binding; cAMP-dependent protein kinase inhibitor activity. NCBI's taxonomy places the organism in Eukaryota, Fungi, Ascomycota, Dothideomycetes, Mycosphaerellales, Mycosphaerellaceae. Gene Ontology annotation, biological process: negative regulation of cAMP-dependent protein kinase activity. Gene Ontology annotation, cellular component: cAMP-dependent protein kinase complex; nucleus. The record is from RefSeq and is a predicted model, not a curated record.